Molecule: messenger RNA, 5393 nt
Organism: Gadus morhua (Atlantic cod)
Lineage: Eukaryota; Metazoa; Chordata; Actinopteri; Gadiformes; Gadidae
Gene: caska
Product: calcium/calmodulin-dependent serine protein kinase a
Exons: 29
Coding region: 723-3596 (957 amino acids)
Biological process (GO): protein phosphorylation
Molecular function (GO): ATP binding; protein binding; protein kinase activity
Source: RefSeq, a predicted model, not a curated record
GAGGAGCUUGACUCUCUGGAAGCUCGGAUACAGCAGGACGAACAAACACAGGCAACCGUCGGGAAGUGUUCGGGCGCCAGCAAAGACCGAGAAAGCCACCUGAAAUCUCACCCUGGGAGUCUACCUGAAGCCCUGCAAGAGUAGGGGGUUGUUCCAAACAAUCGAAAACAAGCCAGUGAUACUCGGGAUGUGAAUCCCCGUGCGCCUACCUGGAUUAUUUUUGCCCUAGUCAAGCUUUAUACACUACGGAAGCAUUUUAUCAGUGUUUCCCACACAACAUUCAAGUCAGGUCGGGAACCUCUGACAGGGACUGUUCUGGGGCAGACAUGUGAUGCGAGCGGUUACUAUAAUGUGUGUUUUGCAGUCGCACGGUUUGUUUUGAGGAGUAACCCAUCGGGGAGAUCGGUAAAGGUGGGGCCGAACCGGAGACGCCAAAGGGAUUAUUUUAACACGCGUUUAGCCUGGAAGCUCUCCUUCUCUCCCUCCCUCCCUCCCUCUCUUCACCCGUAGCGUUUCGGGGAAGUCGACGGGAGGCGGUAUUUGGAAAUUAGAAACGGUUGUUGUAACUCAGCGACUGCUCUCCUCCGGUUUUGCAUUUCGGUGUGCGCCUCAUAAUUUGUGUCCACCGUCAGCUGCUUGUGGCCUUUGUCUCCUGGUUGGAACAUAAGGUUUGAGGACGCGUAUAUUUGGGGAUCAUUUCCCCAGCCGACUCUUGACUGACUAUGGCGGACGACGACAUUCUCUUUGAAGAUGUGUACGAGCUUUGCGAGGUCAUCGGAAAGGGUCCCUUCAGCGUGGUCAGGAGAUGCAUCAACAGGGACACGGGACAGCAGUUUGCUGUCAAGAUCGUGGAUGUUGCCCAGUUCACCUCCAGCCCUGGGCUCAGCACAGAAGACCUGAAGAGGGAGGCCAGUAUUUGCCACAUGCUGAAGCACCCCCACAUCGUGGAGCUCCUGGAGACGUACAGCUCGGACGGCAUGCUCUACAUGGUGUUCGAGUAUAUGGACGGUGCAGACCUCUGCUUUGAGAUCGUGAAACGGGCAGACGCUGGCUUUGUCUACAGUGAAGCCGUGGCCAGCCACUACAUGAGGCAGAUCCUCGAGGCGCUCCGCUACUGCCAUGACAACAAUGUCAUCCAUCGAGACGUCAAGCCUCACUGUGUGUUGCUGGCAUCCAAAGAGAAUUCGGCCCCGGUGAAGCUGGGUGGGUUUGGAGUUGCCAUCCAGCUCGGAGAGUCGGGACUAGUGGCGGGCGGCCGCGUGGGCACGCCACACUUUAUGGCCCCCGAGGUGGUGAAGCGGGAGCCGUACGGCAAGCCGGUGGACGUGUGGGGCUGCGGGGUCAUCCUGUUCAUCCUCCUCUCCGGCUGCCUACCCUUCUAUGGCACCAAGGAGCGGCUGUUUGAGGCCAUCUGCAGGGGAAAGUACAAGAUGAAUCCGCGGCAGUGGGGCCACAUCUCUGAGAGCGCUAAGGACCUGGUGAGACGCAUGCUGAUGCUGGACCCCGCUGAGAGGAUCACUGUCUACGAGGCCCUCAACCACCCCUGGCUCAAGGAGAGGGACCGGUACGCCUACAAAAUCCACCUCCCCGAGACGGUGGAACAGCUGAGGAAGUUCAACGCCAGGAGGAAGCUCAAGGGGGCAGUGCUCGCGGCGGUAUCCAGUCACAAGUUCAACUCCUUUUAUGGAGAUCCUCCUGAGGAGCUUCACGACUUCACUGAUGAUCCCACGUCCUCAGGACUGCUAGCGGCCGAACGUGCUGUGUCUCAGGUUUUGGACAGCUUGGAGGAGAUCCACGCGCUGACCGACUGCAGCGAGAAGGACCUGGACUUCCUCCACAGUGUAUUCCAGGACCAGCACCUUCACACACUCCUCGACCUCUACGACAAGAUAAACACCAAGUCAUCGCCACAGAUCAGGAACGCCCCCAGCGAUGCUGUGCAGAGAGCCAAAGAGAGCUCCUCCCCGGAUGAAGAAGCAAGUGGCGCUUUGAAACAUCUGGAAUAUGUACUGGAAGAAAUCUCCUGCUACCCAGAGAACCACGACGCUAAGGAACUCAGGCGGAUACUGACCCAACCACAUUUCAUGGCGCUGCUGCAGACCCACGACGUGGUGGCCCACGAGGUGUACAGCGACGAGGCUCUGAGGGUGACGCCGCCGCCCACCUCGCCCUACCUCAACGGGGACUCCCCCGGGAGCGCCGCCGGGGACAUGGACCUGGAGAACGUGACCCGCGUCCGCCUGGUGCAGUUCCAGAAGAACACAGACGAGCCCAUGGGCAUAACGUUGAAGAUGAACGACUUGAACCACUGCAUCGUAGCCAGGAUAAUGCACGGGGGAAUGAUCCACAGACAAGGAACAUUGCAUGUGGGAGACGAGAUCAGGGAGAUCAACGGCAUCAGUGUGGCUAACCAGACGGUGGAGCAACUGCAGAGGAUGCUGAGAGAUAUGCGAGGGAGCAUCACCUUCAAGAUAGUGCCGAGUUACCGGACACAGGGCUCUUCGUGUGAAAAAGAGUCCCCUUCCACCUCCAGGCAGUCCCCUGCCAACGGCCACUCCAGCAUUAACAGUUCUAUCUUGGACCUGCCGUCCUCCAUCCAACCCAAGGGUCGACAGAUCGAAUCCAGACCUGCAAUCAAGGAUAAAAUGUCUAUCAAGAUCUACGUCAGGGCUCAGUUCGAGUACGACCCCGCCCGGGACGAGCUCAUCCCCUGCAAGGAGGCGGGGGUGCGCUUCUGCGUGGGCGACAUCAUCCAGAUCAUCUCCAAGGACGACCACAACUGGUGGCAGGGCAAGCUGGAGAACACCAAGAACGGAACGGCAGGCCUCAUCCCCUCGCCAGAGCUGCAGGAGUGGCGUGUGGCGUGUAUUGCCAUGGAGAAGACGAAACAGGAGCAGCAGGCCAGCUGUACCUGGUUUGGCAAGAAGAAGAAGCAGUACAAGGACAAGUAUCUGGCCAAGCACAACGCAGUGUUUGACCAACUAGACCUCGUCACGUACGAAGAGGUUGUGAAACUUCCGGCCUUCAAGAGGAAAACACUGGUGCUGUUGGGUGCACACGGCGUGGGCAGAAGACACAUUAAGAACACACUCAUCACCAAACACCCCGACAGAUUCGCCUACCCCAUCCCACACACCACCCGGCCCCCCAAGAAGGAGGAGGAGAACGGGAAGAACUACUACUUUGUGUCCCACGACCAGAUGAUGCAGGACAUCAGCAACAACGAGUACCUGGAGUACGGCAGCCACGAGGACGCCAUGUACGGCACACGGCUGGAGACCAUCCGCCACAUCCACCAGACCGGCCUGGUGGCCAUCCUGGACGUGGAGCCCCAGGCCUUGAAGGUGCUGAGGACGGCGGAGUUCGCCCCGUACGUCGUCUUCAUCGCCGCGCCGACGAUCACCCCAGGCAUCAACGAGGACGAGUCGCUGCAGCGGCUGCAGAAGGAGUCAGAGAUCCUGCAGAAGACCUACGCCCACUACUUCGACCAGACCAUCAUCAACAACGAGAUCGACGAGACCAUCCGCCACCUGGAGGAGGCCAUCGACCUGGUGUGCACCACCAACCAGUGGGUGCCCGUCUCCUGGGUCUACUGACCGCCCCCCCCACCCGUCCCAGUCCCCGUCCCCGUCCCCCCCCAAGCUUGGAUCGCGCCCCCUACACCCACCGGCUCCCCCCCGCCCCUUCUGCCCGUCUCUCGUCCCAGGCGGGUUGACCUCCUCCUCCUCUUUCUCAAACCUACUUCAUUGGUUCCUCCGACCUCUUGACUCCUCCCCUGUCCGACCUCUCGACCUAUAACAAAGCACCUGGGAUCGCGCCCCUCCCCGUAGUUCCAGGGAGAAGAAGAAAUGAGCGGCGCGAACCUACCAACCAACCAACCAAGCAAGCAUACAAUGGAAACGCCUCACGCUGCAUCGAACACCGACGCCACCGCCAGACCACCGCAUCCACAGAGGACGGUGCGCCGAUGGACCCCGGCCAGUACAGACCCCCCAGCCCUAGCGCUUUGUAGGACGAUGUAAAGCGAAAUGAGUAUUGUCGUGUCUGUGAGUAGCUAGGCCAGGAGACAUUCUUUCAAGAUGUUUCUUUUAGCAAGACGGUACACCCCCCCCCCCCUCCCUUCUCAUGUGGUAUCCGAGCCCGAGAUGUGUGAGUGAGACUCUUGAUGACCACACACACCAGUAAUUCUGUCAGGUGUUGUAAUUCUUAUUGUGUCAAGCCCCUUAGAGGUGUGUGUGUGUGUGUGUGUGUGUGUGUGUGUGUGUGUGUGUGUGUGUGUGUGUGUGUGUGUGUGUGUGAGAGAGACCUGGAAGAGGGUGGGGGGGGGAAAGCACACUUGAAAUGCAAGUGUCUGCCAUCGCUAGUAUAGACAACAUCAGCUCCCCUCAUUAUUUAUGAAUGAUAUAUAUAUGAAUCCUUUCCAUGCACACACACCUCUGGGGACACUAGUGCCCUUCAGGUUCAGAUCCUCCCUGUCCUUUUGAUGGUACCGCAAUGGAGGCGUUGCCCCGUUGCUACCCCCUGAAGACCCUGACACACUGCGCAGAUGGACAGAUUGAAACACACACACACACAUCCGUCUUAUCACCACACUCCGUCUCUUCUAAUGAACCCGUGUAUGUCUUUAGAGGUUUCCCAACGAGGGGUCUUGCAUGUGGACGUUCACAAGCUCAGUACCUACCCAGCCCCCCGUCUCCCACCCCCCCGUCUCCCUCUCCCCCCCCGUGUCCCUAACUGUUGAAACCUCCAAGAGAGAAACCACAGAAGGUGGAGAAGGUGGUAGAUAAAUAAAAAAAAAAAGAACAUUCCAGCUGCUUUGAAGACUGCACCUGACCAAGGAACGCGUGGGGAACCAGGAAAUGACCCUGACUGCACCCACAGCCGGGCGUUGCCCUGACAACCUAUGCACAUCCUUCGCAUUUCGGGCAGCAUUUCUAAAACAACGCGUUUGUAAAGAUCAACCAUAUGUGAGAUGUGUUUGUAAAAAAUAAAAAAGAUAAUUCAAUAAACAAAUCGCAUUGUUUCAAAUUUCGAUUUGUCCUACUUUGGAGAUGUGGGGGAAGAAUUACAUGUUAUUCUUCAUUUGCCAUUUCAGAAAUGUGUUGUCUGAGAGUAUUAAUGUUUUAAACUAAGUUUAACCAAUGAAAGAUAAAUGCUGAUUUCUUUUUUAAAUCUACAGCUGUGUAUCUGUAUGGACAGGAUGUGCGCCGUGCACAUUGCUGAAAAGUGAAUUCUUCGCAUGGGAAGGGGAGGCCACUUGUGCGUCUGAAUAACUUGUAUAUGAAUAUGACAUGUGGCAUAGGACUGCCCCUGUGUAAAUGACUCUGCAAUGUUAAAAGUUCUUCAGUAUGAACAUUUUUUUAAAAAUAUAUUUCCUUUUAUGUGGUGAAAAA